AUUUUGAGCUUCAACUUAUAAAGAAGUGUUGUGUCCGUAAUCGCGAUUUUUUCCAAUAAGAGAAAUAACUUUUUUUUUGUAUAUAUUGCGAUAGUUGUUUCGCAAUAUAAAUUUAUACAAAAAAAAAAAAAAAAUAGAAAGGAAAAAUACAGAAAGAGAGUGAGAAAAAUGAGUAAAUUUUAGUGCACAAUACAUUAAAACACACACAUCCCCACGCACGAAAAGGCAAAGCAAAUUUAUGAAAACUGCCUAAGAAGAAACAAAUAAUAGAAAAUUACAAAUUGAAAAAGUGAAAAUACAAAGACACAAGAAAAAUUUGAAAUUAGUUAACCACAAAAUAAAGCGAAAACAUUUCAAAUGAUUAGCAGCGCACAAUUUCUGUACAGAGCUGUUGCCAUUUGCUAGUGUCUCAAGACAUACACAUACACAACAACGAUAUAAGAAGAAGAAGAACCAACUGGAAGCGGUCGUAAAAAAUCUCACAACUGGAUAGCUUCCGGCAACAUUCUAUAGCAGCAUCAACAAUAACAACAACCAUAACUCUUUAAAACGCCAUCAAGCUCCGAAAUCCAUCAUUUUCAUCGUCUGUCGCACGCAUCAAUUGUGAUCUCUAGCCUAAAGCAUGGAUAGCUAUGAGGAUGAGGUUGUUGCACCAACAACCACAUCAUCGGAAUCGCCUCUCAAAGAUUGGCGUGUAAAAUUUUUAGCUGACACCUUGGAUAAAAAUGAUUUCAUAGAAUUCUUUCAAAAAGAAUCCAGGCAGUAUUUUGAACACGAUACCAGUGGUGCGGAUUCUGCCCGAAGCUGGAGAGAUGCUCUAUCCGAAAUUAAGAAUCUUAAGAAUAAUAAACGUGGCUGCGAAGGUUCCUUAAAAUGCAUGUUCAAAGAGGCUGCUGCCAAAGAAGGCAUUAUCGAUGUCCUUAUGGAAUUCAUAUUGGGCGACAAUCCCAAUAUUGUGUUGGAGAAAUUACGCCUUGAGGGUGCCACCUCGGCGGUGUGUGGCAAAGUUUUCAAAAUUGGCGAACCCACGUACAGCUGUCGUGAGUGCGGCAUGGAUCCCACCUGUGUAUUGUGUGUGAAUUGUUUUAAACAAUCGGCACAUCGUUAUCACAAAUAUAAGAUGUCCACCUCUGGUGGUGGUGGAUGUUGCGAUUGCGGUGAUGAGGAGGCCUGGAAGAAGGAUCAUUAUUGCGAAGAACACUUGCGGGGCAAGGAAAACAGUUCAAGCAGUACCAUUAUAACAGAUGCCAUUAAAGAACGCUGUGAAAUUGCCUUUGUGGCCAUUCUAACAUUUUGUGUCAACUACUUGGAAAUCGAGACAAAUGCUAGUCUUAAAUGCCUCGAUGGGGAUGGCAUUGGCAAGGAUUAUUUUUGCACCGUCCUCUACAACGAUGAAUCCCAUACAUUUGAUCAGGUCAUACAGACUCUGACGAAAAUUGCUAAAGUUCAACACAAGGAAGCUACCGAAAUCGUGGCCAGUAUUGAUCGAGAAGGACGCGCUGUGGUUAAAUGUGAUAGUUUCAACGAAUGUGCUGCCCUCAAGGAGGCAAUUGAGAAGCAGUCGGUGCCGCCCAAUAUGGCUAUGCCAAAUAGUAGGGCCAAUCAAUCGCUUCGCGUCAAUGUGUUGCAUAUACGCGCUGUGGCCUGCCAGCAAUUUGCGUUGCAGUUGCUGACAUGGUUCCAAGAGUUUCUUGUGCGUCACAGUACUUUCCGCCAAAUAUUCGCCCGCAUUGUUAUGGACAAGAAGGCGCCCUAUUGCAUACGCCACAUAUUGGAAUACGAUGUGGCCUUGUGGAAGACCGCCCGUACUUGUUGGCACCGUUUGUUGAUUUCCGGCAUGCUCAUGGAGUACGACAACAAAAUGGCCUUGGCCCAAGAGUUCUCCAAAAACUAUGCUACCAUUGUGCAAGACUUCAUAAGCGAUGACCAUGACCAUUCGUAUUCGAUUGUGUCACUUAGUGUCCAACUUUUCACAGUGCCAAGUAUAGCCCAUUAUUUGAUAGCUCAAGAGGGUAUCUUCUACAAGUUGUUGCACACCUUCUACCACAAGUCCAUUGAGGAUUAUAUGCAAAACAAGACAUUGCACUUCUCCAAGAAUGUCUCAACACUGAGCCAUUUCAAGCGGGCCGCCUAUAUACUCUACGAUUUACGCUACAUACUUAGUUUUAAGCCCGACUUUUGGACCCAAGAACUGCGAGAAGGCUUCAAUGAAGGCUGUAAGGCUCUACUGCGUGUCCUAAAUGCCAUGCAGGGCAUGGAAUCGGUGACGCGUCAAACGGGCCAGCACAUGGACUAUGAGCCCGAGUGGGAGUGUGCAUUCAAUUUGCACAUAAAGUUGGCCAACACCAUUUCGCUGGUGUUGGAAUGGGCUGCCACAGACAAGGAGGUGUUGGAGAAACUCUGUGUCAUGGUAAUGCGUUAUUUGAUGCAGAAUACCUUUAUUAUUGGCCAAGCCAAGAAGGAGCAGCGCACAGUGGAAAAUCACAUUGCUGAGUGUUUGAUUUAUGAUGUCUCUUCCAAGCCGGUGUCCAUACAUUUACCCUUGUCCCGUUUCUUUGCGGGCAUCUAUUUGCAUUUGGGCCAAUACGGUUUGAACUUUGAUAUGAUUAGCAGUUUGAAGCGAACACCCGAAGAGAUAAUGGAGCCCAUUUUAUGCACCCAGGUUAUGAUGGCCCAGGUUCAUUCUGGCAUGUGGCGUCGUAAUGGCUACUCCCUGCUGCAUCAGUUGUAUUUCUACCGCAAUGUACGUUGCCGCACUGAAAUGUUGGAUCGUGAUAUUGUGGGCAUGCAAAUUGGCGCUUCGUUGAUCGAAAGCAAUGAGUAUCUCAUCCAUUUGCUUAACAAAUUCAAUCUGAUUGAGUGGAUACAGCCAGACUAUGAAGAUUCCAAUGUGGAACCAACCACCGAUGAUGAUUUCAUACGACAACUCUCGAUGAUUGAUGAGUUCCUUGAACUAUUGAUUGUCAUCAUUGGUGAGCGUUUUAUGCCCGGUGUAGCCCAUGUCACCGAAGAGGAUCGCACCAAGAAGGAAAUUAUGCAGUUGUUGUGCAUUAAAUCGUACUCGCAUUCUGAACUGAAUCGUGCUCUGCCCGAUUCGAAUAACGACACUGCCCUAGAGGAUGUUAUUGAUUCGGUGGCUGUUUUCAAGAAACCCCAAAAGACCGAUGCCAAGGGUGUUUAUGAGUUGCGGGAGGAACUUUACGAUGGCUUCAACAUGUACUUCUACCACUACACCAAGGAGGAUAAAUCAAAGUCAGAAGAGACACAACGAUUGCGUCGCAAGAACAAGGGUGAAUUGGUGUGUUGUCCACCGCCGAAAUUGCCAAAGCUUACGGAUAGUUUUGUGACAAUUGCCAAUUUGUUGCAAUGUGAUGUCAUGAUGCACCUUAUGAAAACCAUUUUGGAAAGAGCAUUAGACUUGAAGAGGAAGAGUUUCCAAGAAAAUCAUUUGCAAAAGAUUCUAUUCCUCAUUGGUUAUGGCUUGCAAGAAGAGGAAUCCAACAACUAUCCCUUCUUGUCGUUUUAUCAGUGGGCCCAUAGAUACAAACUUUUGCCAAAGCUAGAAGAGUUGUCACGUAGUGCCAGGGUUGAAGCUCAUCGCGAUUUCAUUUUAUGGACAAUUAAAAAAUUCAAAGAUUUACAAGCCAAACAAACAACAGCCGAAGGUCUCGAACGCAUGCAAAGCGAUGAUCUUGAACCAACAUCGUCGGCGCAUGAUGAUAAUGGCAGCGGUGAUAUUGCUGCAACAACAUUAACCUCAGCCGAGCAGGAGAAACGUGAGAAAGAGGAGAGGGCACGUUUAGCGGCUGAGCGGCGUGCCAAGAUUCUGGCACAAAUGCAAUCAGCUCAAAAUAAGUUCAUGACCUCCAAUGCGGAAAUGUUUGCCAGUGCCAAUGAUGUGGCCAGUGAUGCCAAUGCCGGUACGGCCAUGGAAUGGCAAGAUGAAAAUCUAGAAGGGGCAGUGGCCUAUAAUUCCACCGCUUGUUUGGGUGUGGAACGAAGGCUGCAACAACCCGAAGAGGAGAAAUAUAAGUGUAUAUUGUGUUUUGAAGAGGCAGUGGUUAGCAAAGAUGGUCCCACUUUGGUCUACUCGGCCUUUGUGCAAAAGUCCAAGGUUCUCAAACCAGAGUCCAAUUACGCUUACUCCGUACACACCAGCAGUUGUGGCCAUGUCAUGCAUGUCAACUGCUGGCAGGAAUACUACAACAAUGAGGAGUCCAAGGAAAUCAGACGACCCAGACGUCAUCCCUUGCAAGUUUUCCCCUCAUCACCGAGCACCGAGUUUCAGUGCCCCUAUUGCCGUUGUCUCAGCAAUACUGUGCUGCCUCUAACGCCUCCGCUCUCCAAGUAUUCGGUACCAAAUGUAUUCCAUGCCGGCGACGAAAUGUUCCCCAUUGAUUUGUGGAUCGAAGGCAUUCGUGUGUUUAGUGAUAAACUUAAUAAUCUCAUAUUGACCGAAGAUCCCGACCUAUGGAGUUUCCAUUUGCCCGAAUGGCUGCCCACUCUCAAAGAGGCCCACAUACCCAUAGAUCCCAAACAAUUUGAAAAAAUGGCCCAGCCAACACAGCGUGGUGAAUUGCCAGUUAGUUGGAUUAAUUUCGUACAACACUACAUGAAAUCACUGAAACGCAACGAGGACGAAGGUCUGCUGAAUAUGUGGCACACUUGUGUGUACACAGUGCAAGCUUUGGAAGUGUAUCUGCGAUCUGUGGGUAAACCCUUGAAGGAUGAAAUGUCCAUACGUCACCAGAGUUGUUUGAGUGGCCUAAUACGGGCUUGUUGUCUGUACAGUGGUAAUUUGACACAAACCGAUGUUAAGAGCUUAAUCAAACCUGUGGCCGAACUCUUGAAUGUGGUGUUCAAACAUAAUGGCGAUUCAGUGUUGGAAUGGAACUGCUUCAGCAAAAUGGUAUCCACAAUUAUGAUGGUACCGAAUAUCCUCUUCGCACGUGUCCGAGGAGCUUCGGUUGUUGCCAAUGGCAGCUUAAUGGACUUUUAUACGCUACAAGUUUUCCUAUUGGCCAAUGUUGUAAAAUCCAUAGUUCUGUUUGAGCAGACAGCCGAAGGCCUAAUGGACAUUGAGGAAGAAGAUUAUGUGGCGCUUAGUGAUAAACAAUUGGAAAAUAUUUCGAUAUUCUUUAACAAAUACAACAUACAGGCCAGGCAAAAGGCUAAGAUGGCAGCGGCGGCGGCGGCGGCGCAGACACAGCAGCCAAAGAAGUCAGUUAGUAAAGAGAGCUCGCAGGAAGAGCAAUCAACAACAGUUGCAGCAGAGUCUGCGGCAAGCGAUGAUAUCGAUGCCGGCAUGACAGAUGUCACACAACAACAACAGCAGCAACAGUCAACAAUUGCCGAACCUAAACCCGAAUUGUUAAGCCCGCAGUUGGUGACAGCCCUGCUGGAUCAUGUCAAAAUGGAAAUGCGUGAAUUCCUGCGUUGUUCCUGUCUCUUCUUCCACUUUGUCACCGAUGUGGAAUUCCCCGAUAGUCUGGCCACCAGCGAAAGUGAUACCUUUGAGAAUAUGUGUAAAUAUCUGGGCCUCAACAGCCAACUGGAGUCGUACUUCGACAAUGCCACCCCCUAUGCCACAAUUAUGGAAAUGUUUGCCUCGCAUCAUGAUAUAACCAACUUGGAUGUGGUGACCACAAAAAUCAAAAUGACCGAUGAUCCCCUGGUGAUAAUGCCCUGCAAUCGUACCGUGCCGCAACUCGUCAAUCUGCCCGAGGACUAUAGUGAUCUCAUCAACAGUGUCUCGGACUUUAGUUGUCCCAACAAUGAGCGCGAGGAGAUGAAGACCCCCACCAUGUGUCUGAUGUGUGGGGAGAUCUUGUGUGCCCAAUCGUAUUGCUGCCAGCCCGAUUUGGAUAGCCGCAAUGUGGGUGCCUGCACCUAUCAUGCGUAUUUCUGUGGAGCGGAAAUAGCACCCUUCCUGCGUAUACGAGAUUGCCAGAUUGUGUAUUUGGGCAAGAAUAAGGGAUGCUUUGUGCAGCCCCCCUAUCUGGAUGACUAUGGCGAGACGGAUCAAGGCCUAAGGCGUGGCAAUCCCCUGCGUUUGUGUCCAGCCCGCUAUAGUAAAAUACAUCUGACAUGGUUGGCCCAUGGGCUGCAUGAGGAGAUAGCGCGUCUGAAUGAUCACUCGUCGGCCAUAACCACACAGUGGCAUCACAUGUAGUUGCAGUUGCAGUUGCGCUGCAAGUCAAAGUCAAAUCAUCAUUAUUAUAAUACUAUUAUUAAUAAUUAUUAAAUUAAUUAAAUGUCGUCGCACCUAUGCAAAACAAACAAAAACAAAACGGAAGUAAAAACCAACAACAACAACAACAAUAACAACAUAGAGUAUAUACUAAACAAACAAAACAACAACAACAGCAGUUAAUGUGAUUUAAAUUAAAAAAAAAACAAAUAAACAAAAAUAGAUAACAACAACAAAACGAAACGAAAGCUAAUGCAAUAUCUAUGUUAAUUCACCUCCUCCAGGCUAGGGAUAUGCUGUAUGAAGAAGAAGAAAAAGAAGGAGGAGGUUUACAAACAAAUUAAACAAAGCCCUCCUUUCUCUAUCUCUCUCUCUCUCACUCUCAUACUCUCAUAAAUGAAAACACAACACUCGUAAUGAAUGUAUUAAACUCAACACACUCACACAAAGUAAAGAUUAGAAAAAAAAAACAAAAA
Molecule: messenger RNA, 6666 nt
Organism: Stomoxys calcitrans (stable fly)
Lineage: Eukaryota; Metazoa; Arthropoda; Insecta; Diptera; Muscidae
Gene: Ubr1
Product: E3 ubiquitin-protein ligase UBR1
Exons: 12
Coding region: 623-6172 (1849 amino acids)
Biological process (GO): protein ubiquitination; ubiquitin-dependent protein catabolic process via the N-end rule pathway
Cellular component (GO): cytoplasm; ubiquitin ligase complex
Molecular function (GO): zinc ion binding; ubiquitin protein ligase activity
Source: RefSeq, a predicted model, not a curated record